UCACCAUCACCAUGGAUUUCUCUAGGAGUGGCUAGGGAGAUGAUUAACUGGUAACGUAACUGCCUUUCAAAGAGAAAGUUAUGACUUGGUUACCCAGAAUCCACAUAAAAGAUAGGCAUAGUAGAGUGACUUUGUAAUUCCGGGACUGAGGAAGGAGUGAGACAGAUCCCUGAAGAAGGAGUGAGACAGAUCCCUGAAGAAGGAGUGAGACAGAUCCCUGAAGCUACCUUGUCUAAUUGGUGAAGUCCAGGCCAGUAAGUGUGUCUAUCUCAAAAUAAGAAUGAUAUUGGGGUUGGGGAUUUAGCUCAAUGGUAGAGCUCUUGCCUAGCAAGCACAAGGCCCUGGGUUCGGUCCCCAGCUCUGGAAAAAAAGAAAAUUAAAAAAAAAAAAAGUAUGUCAACAGGACAACAGGCACGGGCAGGGUUACAGCAAGCUGCAAUCAUUGAACCAUGGGCUCACUGGCUCUGAAAGUCAGUGCUGUCCAGCAAUAGAUGACAUCAUCUGAAAAGAGGGUCUUGAGGUAGGAAAACAGAGUGGACAGUGCGGGGGCGCGGAGCCCUGACACUGGGCUAGGCUACCACAGUACCCACCACAGCACUCAGGAAGCUGGCCACUUCAGCAGAGCUCCGCCUCCUUCCCUGUUGAAGAAUAUGAAACCUUUUCAGCUGAUUGUGUAAGCCAGUCACAGAGAUCUGGGAACAGAACCUAAAGCCUACCCUCACUGCAGUCCCUUCCUUCACGGACAAGGCAGGUGGGAUUCAGAUCUGAGGAAUGCAGAGCAAAAAGCAAAGACUGUGUGAACCGAGAUCUGGAAAGGAAUCCGAGAACUCCGCCUUUACCUCCUGGCUAUUCUCUCCAGAGCACCAAGACGCCAACACUCUGUAGCAUCUGUUUCCUGAACAUCCCAGCUUAGAGGAUUCCAUAGAAAGCUGAACCAGUGACCUCGCUCCCAGAGAAGAGGUAACAUCACAGGAGGGCCACUGCCAUCACAUCACUGCAGUACCAUCGACAUUUCCCAGCAUGGGUCAGACUUCUUCUUCUACAACCCCUCCAAAGGAGGAUCCUGAUUUGACCUCCAGCUUUGGCACAAAUCUUCAGAAUUUCGAGAUGAAAACCAAAAUCCUGUCUCAGGAAUUAAUCACCUUCAUUGAAUCAUCCCUAGAGGGUGGAAACCUUCGGGAAACAGUUUCUGCAAUCAGCGAUGCUCUGAGUGACAUUGAGAAAGCCCCGCUGAACAUCGCAGUGAUAGGGGAGACUGGGGCUGGAAAGUCCAGUCUCAUUAAUGCUCUACAGGGAGUGGGGGCUGAUAAAGAAGGUACAGCUGCUCCCACUGGGGUGGUCCAUACGACCUCUGAAAGAACACCAUACACAUACACAAAGUUUCCCUGUGUGACACUGUGGGACCUGCCUGGCAUUGGGUCUCCUGCCUUCCAACCACAUGAUUAUCUGAAGAAAAUCAAGUUUGAGGAGUAUGACUUCUUCAUUAUUGUCUCUUCUGGACGCUUUAAACAUAAUGACGCAGAACUUGCCAAGGCCAUUGUGCAAAUGAAUAGGAGUUUCUAUUUUGUUCGAACUCACAUAGAUCUUGAUCUAAUGGUUGUAAAACUGAGUGCUCCUAAGAGAUUCGAUAAAGAGAACAUCUUAGAGGAGAUUCUAAAUUCCAUUUCAAGUAUACUUAAGGAAGUUACCUACCAGGAACCUCCAGUCUUCUUAGUCUCUAACUUUAAUGUGUCUGACUUUGACUUCCGAAAGCUGGAAACCACCCUUCUGGAAGAGCUCCCAGCCUACAAACGCCACAUCUUCAUGCUCACUUUGCCAACUGUUACAGAGUCCACCAUAGACCGGAAGAGGGAUAUGCUGAAACAAAAGAUCUGGAAGGAAUCCAUAAUGCCAAGAGCAUGGGCGAGCAUACCAUUCAGGGGAUUGACCCAAAAUGACAUAGAGAUGUUGGAACAGACUUUGAAUGACUAUAGAUCUUCCUUUGGCCUGGAUGAGGCAUCACUUGAAAACAUUGCUGGGGAUUUGAACGUGACACUGGAGGAACUCAAGGCGAACAUUAAGUCUCCCCAUUUGCUCUCAUAUGAGCCAGAUAUAUCCUUAAGAGAUAAACUAUUGAAGUACAUUAGUCAUCCUUACUUUUCAAAGGUUUUCCACUUGCAAAAUUAUUUCAUUGACGCCGUUGCAAGUGAUGUUAAACUUAUCCUCAGUAAAGAAGAGCUUUUGACAAAUAAGCAUCCUCCAGGACACACAGCUACAUGCAAGUCUUCCUCCAGCAGAUCCUCUCCUUUAACGGCUCAACUUUUGUCACUCGGCUUGAAAAUUUUUUUUAAGAGUUUCAAGAAGGAAAGCAAAAUCCUCUCUGAGGAAACCGUCACCUUGAUUGAAUCCCAUCUGGAGGAUAAGAACCUUCAGGGGGCACUGUCUACAAUUAGUCAUGCUCUGAGAAACAUUGACAAGGCCCCACUGAACAUCGCUGUGACUGGAGAAACGGGGGCAGGGAAAUCCAGCUUCAUCAAUGCCCUGAGGGGAGUGAGGGAUGAUGAAGAAUGUGCAGCCCCCACUGGUGUGGUGGAGAAAACCAAGGAGAGAACUCCAUACCCACACCCAAAGCUCGCCAAUGUGACAAUAUGGGACCUGCCUGGCAUUGGGUCCACGACCUUCCCACCACAAAACUAUCUAGCAGAAAUGAAGUUUGGUGAGUACGACUUCUUUGUUAUCAUCUCGGCUACGCGCUUCAAAGAAACCGAUGCACAUCUGGCCAAAGCCAUUGCAAAGAUGAACACAAAGUUCUACUUUGUCCGAACCAAAAUAGAUCAAGAUCUCCGUAAUGAAGAGAAGAGUAAACCUAAAGUUUUCAACAGAGACGGUGUAUUAAAGAAAAUUAGAGAUGACUGUUCACAACAUCUUCAGAAGGAUCUCUCCAGUGAGCCUCCCAUCUUCCUAGUCUCUAACUUUGAUGUGUCUGACUUUGACUUCCCAAAGCUGGAGACCACCCUCCUGAGUGAGCUCCCAGCCCACAAGCGUCACAUCUUCAUGCUGUCCUUGCACAAUGUUACUGAGACUGCCAUUGACCGGAAGAGGGAUUUCCUCAAACAGAAGAUCUGGCUAGAGGCCCUGAAAGCUGGAGCCUGGACCACCAUUCCAUUUGGGGGCUUAGUGCAUGAUAAAAAGCAGACGUUGGAAGACACCUUGAAUCUCUACAGGUCUUACUUUGGCCUGGAUGAAGCCUCGCUGGAAAAGAUUGCCAAUAAUUUCAAUGUGUCUGUGGAUGAAAUCAAGGCACACAUUAAGUCUCUCCAUUUGUUAACAGAGAACAAAGACAUGUCCUUCGGAGAAAAACUGUUGAAAUAUAUUGAAUAUAUUUCCAGUUUUACUGGGGGACCACUUGCUUCAGGCCUUUACUUUAGAAAGACUUACUAUUGGAAAAGUCUCUUCAUUGAUACUGUGGCAAGCGAUGCCAAGGCUCUCCUUAAUAAGGAAGCGUUUUUAUCAGAGAAGCCAGGAUUGCGCGUGUCUGACCACACUGAAUACUGGGAGGCAGGGAUGGAACUAUAAGGUUCUAACCUUUGGACUGGCUUCAGGCGCUCACUUAAAGCCUACUUUUAAGCAGAAAACAUUUUCUGGGAAAGACCGGAGGAUUCAUCUCUUUUAGAGACAGACUAGCACCAUGGCGAGUGGAAGAAGAGUUGUUCACAGUGUAAGAACUGUCUUCCAUUAAAGGAAGGACCCAUGACUCCAGCUGCAUAUAUAGCAGAGGAUAGCCUUAUCUGGCAUCUGUGGGAGGGGAGGUACUUGGUCCUGUGAAGGCUUUAUACCCCAGCCUAGGGAAAUGCUAGGGCAGUGAGGUAGGAGUGGGUGGGUGGGAGGGAGAGCAUCCGCAUAGAAGCAGAGGGAGAAGGGAUGGGAGAGGGGGGAACCAUGAAAGGGGAUAACUUUUGAAAUGUAAAUAUAUUAAAUAUCCAAUAAAAAAAGAAACACACCUCUCCAACAAGGCCACAACUUCUAAACCUACCCAAAUAUCCCACCAACUGGAGAGCAAGUAUUUUAAACCUAUGAGCCUGUGGGAGCCAUUUUCAUUCAAACCACCACCCAGCCCAUGGUGGCACCAAGGACAGUUGGUCACAUUGCAUCUGCUAUCAGGAAACAGAGAGCGAUAAAUAGUGAUGCAGGUGAUUUCAUUCCAUUCAUGCCCUUAGCCCAGGAAAUGAUACCACCCACAUUCAGGGUGGGUCUUCCUACCACCACUAAACUGCCCUAGAAGUGCACCCACAUAUACAACCAGAAGUUUGCUUUCUAUAUAACCUAAUCCAAUAAAAUGACAGUGAGGAUUAACCAUUACAACCCCGUUUAUCAUGUAACAUGAACUCCUGACACCAGAGCAGUAGAACUGGAAGUCUGGUUGUAUUCCACUCAGGAGGUCACAGCAAGGCCCCUAUCUUAGUUUGGGUUUUUUGCUGUGAAGAGACACCAUGACUAAGGCAACUCUCAUAAAGGACAUUUCAUUGGGACUGUCUUACAGUUUCAGAGGCUCAGUCUAUUAUCAUCACGGCAGGAAGCAUGGCAGCAUCCAGGCAGACACGGUGCUCUAGAAGGAUUUGAGUGUUUUACAUCUUGAUCCAAAGACAGCCAGAAGGAGACCUGCUUCUGCAGGAAACUAGGAGGAGCUCUCUUCUUCAGUGGGCAGAGCUUGAGCAUAGGAGAAUACCUCAAAGCCUACCAACACCAUGACAUGCUUCCUCCAACAAGGCUGCACCUCCUAAUAGUGCCAUUUCCCAUGGGCCAAGCAUAUUCAAACCACCACAGUCCCCCUCUGCGGAUCUUUUUAAAUAUUUAAAUAUUUAUUUAGUUCUGUUUGUAUAUAUGAGUGUUUUGCCUGCGUGCGUAUAAAGUGCACCAUAUGUAUGCCAAGUA
This is a messenger RNA of Rattus norvegicus (Norway rat), 4911 nucleotides long. The record is from RefSeq and is a predicted model, not a curated record. NCBI's taxonomy places the organism in Eukaryota, Metazoa, Chordata, Mammalia, Rodentia, Muridae.